AUGUUUGAGAGUAUCGUUGUUGACUUACUAAACAGGUUUCUUGGAGACUAUGUUGAAAAUUUAGAUAAGUCUCAGUUAAAAAUAGCAAUAUGGGGAGGAGAUAUCGUUCUGAGAAAUCUUGAUAUCAAGCAGAAUGCAUUGGAUGAUCUAGAUCUUCCAGUAAAAGUAUGUUCUGGACAUUUGGGUGAACUUGUUCUUAAGAUUCCCUGGAAAAACAUAUAUUCUGCUCCAGUUACUGCCAUAAUUGAUGGAUUGUAUGUUGUUAUCACUCCCAAUGCUGCUCAGAAAUAUAAUGCAGAAAAAGAGAAGAAAAUGGCUCAAGAAAUAAAGCACAAAGAACUUGAAAGAAUUGAGGAUGCAAAAGCUAGAGAAGCUGAGAAAAACAAAGAAAAAGGUGAGAAACAAGAUACUUUUACUGAAAAGAUGGUUACUCAGAUAAUACGUAAUUUGCAAGUGAAGAUUAUGAAUAUUCAUAUUCGAUAUGAAGAUGAUUUCACUAAUCCUGCUUGUUCCUUUGCUGUUGGUGUUACACUUCAUGGAUUGUUUUUUGAGACUACAGAUGAGAGCUGGAAACCUUGUGUAGUGCCAGAAGCUGUUAACAUGUUUAACAAACUUGUAACUAUGGAUAGUUUAGGAGUAUAUUGGAACAGCAAUGCUGAACUUUUCAGUAAAAUGACCUCAGAUAACAGGAAAAUAGCAAUGAUAAAAGCAAUUGCCUCCAAAAAGCAUAAACCAAUAGAUAAUUGCUAUAUACUUGGGCCAAUAACUCUUACUACAAAAAUGACGUUGAAUCCCAAACCAGAAUCUGAUGGAUCUAAUUUUUGCACUCCAAAAAUUCAGAUGAACAUCAUUAUCGAGGAUAUUUCUGUUCUAAUGAACAAAUCACAGUAUCAUGAGAUUUUACAGCUUUUAGAGAGUGUGGAUCGAUUGACACUAGCAUCAAUGUAUAGGAAGUACAGACCAGAUAAGCCCCACAAAGGAAAUGCUAAACUGUGGUGGAUAUUUGCUGUCAGUUGUGUUCUUGAAGAAGAUGUACGAAGAAGACAGAGAAAUUGGUCAUGGGUACACAUGCAGCAGCAUCGGAAAACUUGUCAGAAAUACAAAGACCUAUAUAAGCAAAAACUGGUGUCUAAAAAGCUGUCACAAAAUAUUCAUCAGCAGAUUGAUGAUUGUGAAAAUUAUUUGGAUGUUUUUAAUAUAACUGUAGUGCGAAGGCAAGCAGAAGUGGAUAUUUCUCGUAAUAUAGAAAGCAGUGCAUCACAUUCAGGACGUUGGUUUAGCAGUUUGUUUAGUGGGGGUAAGAAAACUAAGGUGAAUAGUGGUGUUGGAAGUGACAUUGUUAAGAAGUUUGAUGAGACUAUGACAGAACAAGAAAAAGGACAACUGUAUAAAGCAAUUGGUUAUCAGGAAAAUUUCAUCCCUACAGAAUAUCCAAAAACAUUUGUUGAAAAUAAACUGCAUUUUCAGUUAAGUAAGUUUGUUAUCUCAGUAAGAGAUGAUACCAAAACAAAUCAAGAUGUACUGAAGAUUGACUUAAAUAAUGUUUCAGCUACAUUUGAACAUAGACCAUCUGCAGAAGCAAUCAAACUGGGUAUGCAAGUUAAAAGUUUUUCUGUCUAUGGAUCAGUAUUAUCAGAUGGGAAAAUACCGCAUAUGAUCAAGGUUGAAAAGUUAAAUGAAUCAGAAGAUUUGAAAUUGCUUCAAAUGUUGUUUGAAACAAACCCAUUAGAUCAAACUUGUGACCAAAGAAUAAAUGUGUCAACAAUGCCAUUAGAAAUCAUAUAUGAUGCUUUCACUAUUAACAACUUAAUUGAAGUGUUUAAACCACCACAAACAGUGUCACUUUAUCAGUUGCAGGCUGCUGCUGCAAUGAAGCUGGAAGAUUUUAAGGAUAAAUCAGCACUUGGCUUACAGUAUGCUAUUGAGCAACACAGAAAUUUGGAUCUCAAUAUUAACAUCAAGCCUUCUUAUAUUAUAAUUCCAGAAAAUGGAGUUCUUGAAAAAUAUUCAAAUAUUCUGGUGAUAAAUCUUGGAAAUUUUCAAGUGCAGACAGUUAGAGAAAUGAGAGAUUUACUGACAGUAAAAAGUCUUGUCAAAGCAGGGAAUACAGAUAAUGAAAUUUUGGAAACAAUGAUGACUAAAGCAUAUGACAAGUUUCAUAUUAGUUUACAAAAUGUUGGUGUGUUGCUUACUAAAGCAUGCAAUGAUUGGAAAAAACAAAAAGGUAGAAAAAAUCUAAAAUGUUGUUUGUUGCAACCUGUUACUGUGGAUGUAAACUUCAUGAGGGCAAUUAUUACAGAUGAUCCUCGGAUGCCAAAAGUGAAAAUCUCAGGAGAACUACCACUUCUGAACUUAUCUCUGUCUGAUCAGAAAUUGAAAGUUCUUAUGAGCCUUAUGCAAAGUAUUCCUUUUCCUGAAAGUGAACCAGAAGUGGAAAGCAAAGAAGUACCUGUGCUUUCAGCUGCUACAGACACUGUUCAUAUUCAAGCAAAAACUUUAAAGCAAGUCACUGGACAAGAAACAUUUGUAAUAUAUGAAAAUGUUAGUGCAGGUGAAGAGAAUGAAUCUGAGACAGGAAAAAAGGAACUUGUUCAAUUUAUAGAUCUUCACUUAAAUUUUGAGAUAAAAAGAAUAGUAAUUGAUCUGUCUCAUCAAGUAGAUGGAAUAGAAAAGCAGAUGAUAAGCUUUAGACUGUUCACACUUGGUACUAGCGUUUUUAUGCGUACCUUUGACAUGAGUGUAGAUCUUCUGCUAGGUGGAGUUUCUCUGGAGCAUAAAGAGUAUUUCACCCCAGAUGAAAAAGAACUUUACUUGCUGAAUACCCCUUUGCCAUCAAGUGCAUCAGAAAACCUCUUCACACUACAGUAUCUGCAGGCUGAUAAGAAAGGACCCUUGUUUGAUACAUAUUAUAAGUCCACUAUUCAAAGUAUUUUUAUAAGAUUCACACAGUUAGAUAUAGUUUUACAUCAGGAUGCCUUACUCGCUUUAAUUAAGUUUGCAUCUGAUUUGACAUCAGAAAUGCAGAAGCUUAAACUCUUGGAUAAAGUGGGAGAAUAUAGCACUUGUUCACAAGGGUCAUCAGAAGGACCUACUACACUAAUUUCAGAGGAAAAGACAAGGCCAUUAAAAAAAACUUAA
Messenger RNA from Limulus polyphemus (Atlantic horseshoe crab), 3138 nucleotides. RefSeq names its product vacuolar protein sorting-associated protein 13A-like. Bases 1 to 3138 code for a protein of 1045 amino acids. Gene Ontology annotation, cellular component: extrinsic component of membrane. The transcript has a single exon. The record is from RefSeq and is a predicted model, not a curated record. Gene Ontology annotation, biological process: protein targeting to vacuole; protein retention in Golgi apparatus. Lineage: Eukaryota; Metazoa; Arthropoda; Merostomata; Xiphosura; Limulidae.